Amoebophrya sp. A120 is the source of this 3316-nucleotide messenger RNA. Lineage: Eukaryota; Dinophyceae; Syndiniales; Amoebophryaceae. The record is from the annotation of a GenBank genome assembly.
UUUCGGUCUUGGUUUGGAAAAUAGCGAGACAAAAGUAGCUUCAACGCCCUCCGAGCCACGAAAAAAGUCGAAGCAAAAGCGAAGCUUCCACUUCUGCCACCCCGGCUUCACAACUUCUCGACCGUUCUUAAUACAGAACCGGGUCUGCGCACGAAAAAACGAGAGCCAUGUCUUGUUCGUCGCUCCUCCCUCGUUUUUUCCCCACGACAGCAUCUUCAGUAGCCCUGCUUAUCUCGUGGGUGCUCCUCCUCGUCCACACUGCGACUCCAUCCGAGGCCAAAAGUUCAAGCCAGGCGGAACCGGUUUCGAUCGCGCCCGCCGCCGGGGAUCCGGGCGGCUUCAUGGACGAAGACGGCAAUCACCAGGGGUUUCUGGACGACGAGACUGGCGAAGACGAUGACGAUCUCGACGGUAGCUUCUCGUUGGACGAAAUGGAGCUCGCGGCGGACGAGCUGCUGGCGCAGUCCGUUCGGUCCGGCGCGAUCGACGUGUCUGCCAGUGCGAAAUUGCUUGACAACGGCGUGCAGCAGGUCGCCAGCAGUGAGGAGUAUCUCCAACAAUUUUCCCUAGCGGGCAGUGAUACCAUCGGAGGAUCAACACAAGCUGCACGUGUACAACAACUCGGGCAAAGCCAGGCCGGGCUGACGGUGAAGACCGCGCCGGGCGGGGAGCUCGUGGACCAGGGGGUGACCGCGGCUUCCAGUAUGGAGAUGAAGAACGGGGUAUUGGUGUACAAGGAGGAUGAGAGUAGUACUCCGGAAGGAGCAGGAGAUAGAGCGGCAGCAGACCUUGUUGAGCGGGAGCAGACGAAAUUGGAGCAACUGACGCAGGAAUUAUCCGAAACGCAGAAAAGGCACAAUCAGUUCAAGGACCAGCUGCGGGAGACCGCGAAAAAGGAGCAGACCAAGAAGAUGAACAAACAAAAAAACAAAAAGACGCUUUCCGGGUUUCUGACCAAGUGGAAGAAUUUCGCCACCGACUGGUUUCAGCCCGGGUACUGCCGCGAGGCCAAGCGUUCCACGAACUACCACACUGCGGAGAACUGCUAUUCGCCCUCGCGCUGCUCUAUCCAAGAAAAACGCUAUGUGAGUGUAAAUCUGUCAUGUAGAAAAUGCAAAUUGUCAUGCUGGAUAUGCGUCAUAGAAGGCCACUUUCAUACCUGUUUUCACGUGCUAGUCGCGCAUGACAGGUUUUCCUUGUAAUGUAAAAACGAAUAUAGUGAUGCUGCUUUUCCGUACAAAGUUAAUACACAUGCUCACAGUUUUUUUCUUGGAUAUGCUCGGACCCCCGGAUCCGGCAAGUCUGCCUCACGCAGGGCUUCGUGCAGAUAUCAGAUGCAAAAAUUUCUGGGUCUAGAACAAAGCAACUUGUCAUGCUAAAUGUGAAUCAGGCAAAAAACUGUGUUGCAUGAUUGGCAAAAGUUGUGCACUCUUGAUGUAAGUAAUCGAGAGGCAGUUUCUCAUGCAGAAUAGGCAUUAGAAUUAGAAAGGUCUCGUCGCAGAAUCUGUCAUGCUAUGUCCUACAUGCCAGACCUCAUGGGCCAUGGAAAACCUGCAUGACAAAUCUGGCGAUCUUCCAGACCCAGGCACUUUUGCAAUCCAUAGCAGAUGACCGACAACUACGUCCUGUUCAAGUCCGGGAACGGGUGCCGGGCGGCGCCCGUCACCGAGGUGGAUGUAUCCCCGAGAAAAACGCGGGCAGGGCAUAUUUGUAAAUGCAAAAACAAAUACACAGAAAAAUUUGUCAUGGGUGGUCCCAUAGCGUGCUGCUUCGGGUAUGCAGUGCAGAUUUUUUUUGCGUAUUUAUUUUUGCAAUACAAAUAUGCCCUGCCAGCUUUUUUCUGUGUGAUAGGAUGCGAAAACCGGGCGGGUGAUCCGGAAGAACCAGAACGCCUGCGUGCCGCUGCGGCACUACUGCGCCAUGCAGUGGGACGGCAUUUCCUGCGGGGAACUGGAGGGCUGCGAGUGGGUCGUCACGGGGCGAGUAUCAAAUGUAAAAAUGUCUGGGUUUGGAAGAAUGCAACUUGUCAUGCUAAAUCUGAAGCAUGCAAAAAUCUGUGUUGCAUGAUUACCAAAAGUCGUCCAGUUUUGACCAAGUCGCGAGGGAGUUUCUCAUGCAGGCUAGGCAUGAGAGAGAUCGCACAGAAUCUGUCAUGCUAGGUCCUGCAUUCCAGACCAGACCUCAUGGGUCAUGGAAAAGCUGCGUGACAAGUCGCGCAUUCUUCCAGACCCAGACAUUUUUACAUUUGAUAGCGAGGGGAGGAAAGCAUAAGCAACCAGGCAGGUGGGUCCUCGUCGACGGAGGUGGGAGCAGCCGCUGUGGAGGAUGUUGAUCCUAGUGUUGCUCCUGUUGAGAAAAAAAACGAAAACCCACCCCGUCUUUCCUGGCGAAAUUACGAGACAACAAUCCCGGGCGUUGCCUACCUGCUGCCGGACCUGCCCUGCGACCCGCUGCCCACCGCUCGUCGCGCGCGGCGGGAGCCGUGUUUCUUAAAGGAGCCGAAGGCGGUCGACAAAAAGAGUUGGUGGUACUGGUUCCUCACCAGCCGGGUGACGAAACUCAGCACGUCCGCACAGUGGCGCUACGAGAGGCUGACGCGCCGCGAUUUGUCCUACAAUGUCCCGCGGAACGACUGCGGCAGGUGCAAGGAGGUCUCGACCCACUGCUACGAGAAUUCCCAGUGUUGCAGCAAUAAGUGUGCCGUCGGUCCGGGAUUGUAUAGCUUCACGCACAAAAAAAGAUGCCAGCCGGUGGCGGGGGAGCAAGGAUAUCCCUCUGUGAGUGAAGGGGGCAUUACCGUGUCGGUGUAACGCGUAUAAUUCUGGUGUACACAUUUAUAAACCGUGUGUUUCUGAGUAGAACCAGAAGUGAAAUCCACCAGCUCGUCGGCCAGUAGAAAUGACCAGAUACUAUUGCACGGAAUGUUGUAGCAAUAAUCUCCGUGCGGGAUCAUGAAGAUGAGAUGACAAUUUCUCCUUUUCGCCUGUGUACAAAGUAGCUUCUGUUUUAGUGAAACGGCUUCAUAAAAACAAUGCACCACUACCACUUUUUCUACAUCAAUGUGAUGAUUGCAAAACGCAAACGAAACUGAUCGCUUGUAGAACAAACAAGCUCGCCCAAUGUACUAGGACAAGUUUCAUGAACAAACAAGCCCGCCCAAUGUACUAGUACAAGUUUCAUCAUGAACAAUGUAAGUAGGUCUCUCCUGUGCAUCUUCUUUGUCUGCAAAAGGAAAAGGAAAACAAAAAAAUGUGCUGAAGAUCAAUAAUUAAACGAAGCUCUCAGAGUCAGAAGGCAAAUGCCGCUUCAGUUUAGG